Molecule: messenger RNA, 2457 nt
Organism: Cladophialophora psammophila CBS 110553
Lineage: Eukaryota; Fungi; Ascomycota; Eurotiomycetes; Chaetothyriales; Herpotrichiellaceae
Exons: 1
Coding region: 1-2457 (818 amino acids)
Source: RefSeq, a predicted model, not a curated record
AUGAAUCACGUCGGCGCUGGUCGCCGUGCCUCUCGUUCUUUGUAUGGAAAACUCUUCAACAUCGUUCCAGAACAAGCUGCGCUUGAUUCCCAACAAUCCCUCGAUCAUAUCAUUCCGGCCGCGAAGCGGAGUUACACUGUUCAGAGUUUGUCUAGUCCUCACGAGAGGUUUAUCGAGUAUGAGAAAGUUGAAUUGACCGAUCUAUCGACCCCUCAUCCUGCCCCGAUAUUCGGUCGAUCACUCGAGGCGCCCAAAGAAGCAAUCCGCACAGGAUUUUGGCCAAAUUCUUACAAGUUGCUUCCUCACUUAGCGGCCAGUGCGGUCACGGCAGCUGUUGUCCAGUUGAGUUUCCGUAACCGAUACUGGAUGGAUUUGCUAGAUCCAAGUGUCGAAAUCCUACCGGGAAUCACUCAGGGGGGCGCAAUGAACGCUCUCCAGCUGGCAGCGAAGCUCCAUGAAUUGAUCCUAGUCGCUUCAUUGGGGACGAUUAUCAUGCAUGUUGCCCAGGCGCACCUAGUUGGCAAUCAUGGACUGCCCUUGGGAAUGCUCGCUAACAGUUUCGCAAUCGGUUCGGGAGACUAUCUGCGGACAAAAGGAUAUUGGUCUUCGAUCUGGACUGGCAAGGCGCACUACUGGCGGUUUUGGCUGCUCUCCCUGCUUGCCACGAUACUAGCGACAUUAGCCGGCCCGUCUUCUGCUAUUGCAGUCAUCCCAUCUCUCAACUGGUUCAGUGUCGACAAGCCAUUCGACAACGAUGUGCUGCCAUUCUAUGUCUUCAAUCAGAGUACUGUCCUCUGGCCGGGCGAUGUGACAGGCGCCAGCACCAACGCUGCAAAUUCAGGCAUCGACUGUGUUGCUGCUACACUAUCAACGACCGAACAAGAUGCAUGUCCGGCAGGCGGCUUCAGAGACACCUAUAACUGGGCGGGCAACCUGUUAUUUGCCAAUUCCAGCGCUGGUUCUAAUUGCAGCUUUCCUGAUGCUCGCGGAGACACGCGGCGAGUGCUGUCGACGCAGAGUUGCGCCAGCGACUUUGACGGCAGGGCAUCUGGCAUGUCAUUGAACACAUUUAUCAGCGGAGCCCUGACAGCAUAUUGGACGUUCGCGCAGAACAACUGGCAUGGUCUCGCUCUCACUACCUCACAGCCUAGGCUCAGUCUUGCGGGCGCCAUCUACGCGCCUCGGGUUGAAGUUAUGUGCAGUGGGUUUGACUUCUACAAUGUUUCGGACGUCGAAGCUCGGACCCAUAUCAACUUUCCCAGCUUCACGCCGGACAAGCAACUCCCAAACCAGGACUACAUCUUGCCAUACCAUGGUACCCUCAACGAUACGACGUUUGACUGGGUCCAAAUGCCAGCGGGAGGCGAAAAUCCAGCGAUCGGCGCGGCCGUUAGAGUUCCUUUUGAAUACACAAACGUGGACAACCCCAGUCACCUAAGGCAAGCAACAGAGAUACAUGCCUGUAGCAUCUAUGCCCAAUGGGUCCCUGUCAAUGUUUUCUAUGAACCAAGGACCAGUGAUCAGGUUGCAUUCAACGUUAGAGGAAAAUUGUCCAACUCUUGCCUGACACUGCCUCAUGAGAAUGCCGCGGUCGAUCAACCAGUUAAGAACAUGACCAUCGACAUGGACUAUGCCAACGCAAUUAAUCAGAACAUUUCCUUUGUUUCAGGGGACACUCCGGCCAUCAUAGCCAUGCUUCAAGAAGCCGUGUUUCAGGACGAUCGGGUCACGGACAAAGUGCUCAACGCUUUCAAGUCGCCAUUUGUGGGAAGUGCUCAGACAGGUGUAAAUGCAAACCUCACAGGUGACCAGGUCCGGCAGAGUCGUGCCACGAUGAUAUCAACCAUCCUAGCUGGUGUCGUUACCGAUGGCCUUGCCCGCAUUGCCGGCAAUGGACUCUACCCUUUCUCAGCUUCGAUGUUCCUGACCAACGAAACCGACAAUGGAAGUCUCGUCGGCAGGUUCCUAGUCAGCACCGCACAAGGCGGUGAAGACACCGUUUUGAACUCCACUGCCACCGAUGUCCGCAAUUGGCUUCGAAUUGAUCCUGUCUUUGACCGCUACGGGUACGGCUAUCGCUGGGAAGGCUCCAAGACCGUACAGUUUGGAAUAAUUGUCCUUCUCAUUCAUGUCACUAUUGCCGCAGCCCAUUCCCUAUUCCUCGUCUAUAAGGUUAUCGUCAAAAAAGAAGGGCUCGUGGCCUCCUGGACAACAGUGGCAGAGUUGAUCACGCUCGCAAUGAAUUCGAGCCCUUCGGCAAGGUUGCAGGACACUUGUGCUGGUGUCACGGCGGCGAAAACGUGGAGGCAGGUCGUGGCCGUGAGGGAAACAUAUUCAGGUCAUUUGGAGAUGGUUGUCGGACCCGACGAAAAGGACAGGCACCCGCUGCCACAGGCAGGGAAGUUGUACGGACACGUUCCCGAAAGGGGAGGUCUUGUGAACGAAGCUGAAGCCUGA